Conger conger (European conger) is the source of this 5735-nucleotide messenger RNA. RefSeq names its product transcription activator BRG1-like. The record is from RefSeq and is a predicted model, not a curated record. Gene Ontology annotation, cellular component: nucleus. Gene Ontology annotation, biological process: positive regulation of transcription by RNA polymerase II. Bases 156 to 5009 code for a protein of 1617 amino acids. Gene Ontology annotation, molecular function: DNA binding; ATP-dependent chromatin remodeler activity; transcription factor binding. The transcript is spliced from 34 exons. Lineage: Eukaryota; Metazoa; Chordata; Actinopteri; Anguilliformes; Congridae.
GAAAAAAAAAAAAAAAAAACGCGAGCUCGCUGAGUCGCCCUUUGUUUCUAGCUAGCUUGCUAGUCAGAAAAACGACGGGAAGACACCGGCGAAACGAUAAUUUACUGUCGGACACUAAUUUGCCGGCUUCUUCGUGAACGAGAUCAGCCACCUCCAUGUCAACCCCGGACCCCCCUAUCGGAGGGCCCCCACGCCCCGGCCCUUCCCCGGGCCCCGGCCCCUCCCCCGGGGCCAUGAUGGGCCCAAGCCCUGGCCCCUCUCCUGGCUCCACCCACAGCAUGAUGGGGCCCAGCCCGGGGCCCCCCUCCUCAGGACACCCGCUCCCCCCACAGGGCCCCUCAGGGUACCCCCCGGAAAACAUGCACCCCAUGCACAAACCCAUGGAGGGUAUGCAUGAGAAGGGCAUGGCGGAGGACCCCCGCUACGCUCAGAUGAAGGGGGUGGGCAUGCGGCCAGGGGGGCUCAGCGGCAUGGGACCCCCGCCCAGCCCCAUGGACCAACAUUCCCAAGGUUACCCCUCUCCUUUGGGGGGUUCGGACCACGCUCCCAGCCCCGUCCCCGCUAACGGCCCCCCCUCUGCUCCCAUGAUGCCCUCUGCCCCUGGCGGGAUGCCCAUGGACGGGGGCGCCGGCGGCGGGGGUGGCGGCGGGGGCGACCCCCAGGCCAUGGGCCAACAGAACCGGGGCGGGGCCCCCGGCGGGGUGCAGGGGGGCCCUGGAGGGCCCACGCCCUUCAACCAGAACCAGCUGCACCAGCUGCGGGCCCAGAUCAUGGCGUAUAAGAUGCUGGCGCGUGGGCAGCCGCUCCCGGACCACCUGCAGAUGGCCGUGCAGGGCAAGCGGCCCAUGCCGGGCAUGCAGCAGCCCAUGACCAACAUGCCCCCCGCCCCGGGGCCUGGUGCCGGCCCCACUCCCGCCAACUACAGCCGCCUGCACGGAGCAGUGGGCCCCAACAUGCCUCCCCCGGGGCCCUCUGGGGUGCCUCCGGGAAUGCAGGGGCCGCCCCCCAACGGACCUCCUAAAACCUGGCCAGAAGGGCCGAUGGUGAAUGCAGCCGCCCCCUCCAGCGCCCCUCAGAAGCUCAUCCCUCCACAGCCGUCGGGCCGACCCUCCCCCGCCCCGCCCUCCGUACCCCCGGCUGCCUCCCCCGUCAUGCCCCCCCAGACCCAGUCGCCCGGGCAACCCUCACAGCCCCCGCCCAUGGUGCUGCACCAGAAGCAGAACCGCGUCACGCCCGUGCAGAAGCCCCGGGGCCUGGACCCUGUGGAGAUCCUGCAGGAGCGCGAGUUCAGAUUGCAGGCACGCAUCGCUCACCGCAUACAGGACCUGGAGAACCUUCCGGGCUCCCUGGCUGGAGACCUGAGGACCAAAGCCAACAUUGAGCUGAAAGCCCUCAGACUGCUCAACUUCCAGAGACAGCUGCGUCAGGAGGUGGUGGUGUGCAUGCGCAGAGACACGGCCCUGGAGACGGCGCUCAACGGCAAGGCCUACAAGCGCAGCAAGAGGCAGUCUCUACGCGAGGCGCGCAUCACCGAGAAGCUGGAGAAGCAGCAGAAGAUCGAGCAGGAGCGCAAACGCCGGCAGAAACACCAGGAGUACCUGAACAGCAUCCUACAGCAUGCUAAGGACUUUAAGGAGUUCCACCGCUCCAUCACCGGGAAGAUGCAGAAGCUGACCAAGGCCGUGGCCACGUACCACGCCAACACUGAGCGCGAGCAGAAGAAGGAGAAUGAGCGAAUCGAGAAGGAGAGGAUGAGGAGGCUGAUGGCUGAGGAUGAGGAGGGCUACAGGAAGCUGAUUGAUCAGAAGAAGGACAAGCGCCUGGCCUACCUGCUGCAGCAGACAGACGAGUACGUGGCCAACCUGACGGAGCUGGUGCGCGCUCACAAGGCCGUCCAGGCCCUCAAGGAGAAGAAGAAGAAGAAGAAAAAGAAGAAGCCGGAAAAUGCAGAAGGGAUGAUCUCCGGCCUGGGGCCUGAUGGAGAGCCCCUGGACGAGACCAGCCAGAUGAGUGACCUCCCGGUGAAGGUCAUCCACAUCGACAGCGGCAAGAUCCUGACGGGCAUGGAUGCGCCCAGGGCGGGGCAGCUGGAGGCCUGGCUGGAGGUGAACCCAGGGUACGAAGUGGCCCCCAGGUCCGACAGCGAAGACAGUGGAUCUGAGGAGGAGGAGGACGAGGAGGAGGAGCCCCAGUCUUCCCAGGCUCUUGUGGAGGAGAAGAAGAAGAUUCCAGACCCGGACAACGAGGACGUGUCCGAGGUGGACGUGCUUCACAUCAUCGAACAUGCCAAGCAGGACGUGGACGACGAGUACGGCAGUGCGGCCUUCGCCCGGGGGCUGCAGUCGUACUACGCCGUGGCCCACGCUGUCACCGAGAGGGUGGACAAGCAGUCCUCUCUGCUGAUCAACGGGCAGCUCAAACAGUACCAGAUUAAGGGUUUGGAGUGGCUGGUGUCUCUGUACAAUAAUAACCUGAACGGGAUCCUGGCUGAUGAGAUGGGUUUGGGGAAGACUAUCCAGACCAUCGCCCUCAUCACUUACCUCAUGGAGAACAAGCGCAUCAACGGGCCCUUCCUCAUCAUCGUGCCCCUCUCAACGCUCUCCAAUUGGGUGUACGAGUUUGACAAGUGGGCACCAUCUGUGGUGAAAGUGUCUUACAAGGGAUCUCCUGCUGCUAGACGAGCCUUUGUGCCUCAGCUGCGCAAUGGGAAAUUCAACGUGCUGCUGACCACCUACGAGUACAUCAUCAAGGACAAGCAAAUAUUGGCCAAGAUCCGUUGGAAGUACAUGAUUGUGGACGAGGGCCAUCGAAUGAAGAACCACCACUGCAGGCUGACGCAGGUGCUGAACACACACUACCUGGCCCCGCGGCGUGUGCUCCUGACCGGGACCCCCCUGCAGAACAAGCUGCCCGAGCUCUGGGCCCUGCUCAACUUCCUGCUGCCCACCAUCUUCAAGAGCUGCAGCACCUUCGAGCAGUGGUUCAACGCCCCCUUCGCCAUGACCGGGGAGAAGGUGGAUCUGAAUGAAGAGGAGACAAUCCUGAUUAUCAGGCGUCUGCACAAGGUUCUCAGGCCCUUCCUCCUCCGCCGGCUAAAGAAGGAGGUGGAGGCUCAGCUGCCUGAGAAGGUGGAGUACGUCAUCAAGUGUGACAUGUCCGCCCUGCAGAGGGUCCUGUACCGGCACAUGCAGGCCAAGGGGGUCCUGCUCACUGACGGCUCCGAGAAGGACAAGAAGGGUAAGGGAGGCACCAAGACCCUGAUGAACACAAUCAUGCAGCUCAGGAAGAUUUGCAACCACCCCUACAUGUUCCAGCAAAUCGAGGAAUCCUUCUCUGAGCACUUGGGAUUUACUGGCGGGAUCGUUCAAGGGGGUGACCUGUAUCGUGCUUCUGGGAAGUUUGAGCUGCUGGACCGGAUCCUGCCCAAACUGAGGGCCACAAACCACAAGGUGCUGCUCUUCUGCCAGAUGACCUCACUCAUGACCAUCAUGGAGGACUACUUCGCCUUCCGAAACUUCAAGUACCUGCGUCUGGAUGGUACCACGAAAGCUGAGGACCGAGGCAUGCUGCUGAAGACCUUCAACGACCCCGCGUCUCAGUACUUCGUCUUCCUCCUCAGCACCCGAGCAGGGGGGCUGGGCCUCAACCUGCAGUCAGCCGACACCGUAGUCAUCUUCGACAGCGACUGGAACCCCCACCAGGACCUGCAGGCCCAAGACAGGGCCCACCGGAUCGGACAGACGAACGAGGUGCGCGUGCUGCGCCUCUGCACCGUCAACAGCGUGGAGGAGAAGAUCCUGGCAGCCGCCAAGUACAAGCUGAACGUGGACCAGAAGGUCAUCCAGGCCGGCAUGUUCGACCAGAAGUCCUCCAGCCACGAGCGGAGGGCCUUCCUGCAGGCCAUCCUGGAGCACGAGGAGCAGGACGAGGAGGAGGACGAGGUGCCGGAUGACGAGACGGUGAACCAGAUGAUCGCCAGAAGUGAGGAGGAGUUUGACCACUUCAUGCGCAUGGACCUCGACCGGCGCAGGGAGGAGGCGCGGAACCCCAAGCGCCGGCCGCGGCUGAUGGAGGAGGACGAGCUGCCCACCUGGAUCAUGAAGGACGACGCCGAGGUGGAGCGCCUCACCUGCGAGGAGGAGGAGGAGAAAAUGUUUGGCCGCGGCUCCCGCCAGCGCAAGGAGGUGGACUACAGCGACUCGCUCACCGAGAAGCAGUGGCUCAAGGCGAUAGAGGAGGGCACGCUGGAGGAGAUCGAGGAGGAAGUGCGGCACAAGAAGACGACGCGCAAACGCAAGCGGGACCGCGACCUGGACCUGCCCGGCCCAGCCCCGGCCAGCGCCUCCACGCCGCGCCCGCGCGAGAAGGACGAGGAGACCAAGAAGCAGAAGAAGCGCGGCCGCCCCCCCGCCGAGAAGCUUUCGCCCAACCCCCCGGCCCUCACCAAGAAGAUGAGGAAGAUCGUCGACGCCGUCGUCAAGUACAAAGACGGCAGCAAUGGCCGCCAGCUGAGUGAGGUCUUCAUCCAGCUGCCGUCCCGCAAGGAGCUGCCCGAGUACUACGAGCUCAUCAGGAAGCCCGUCGACUUCCGGAAGAUCAAGGAGCGGAUCCGCAGCCACAAGUACCGCAGUCUGAAUGACCUGGAGAAGGACGUGAUGCUGCUGUGCCAGAACGCGCAGACCUUCAACCUGGAGGGCUCUCUGAUCUACGAGGACUCCAUCGUGCUGCAGUCGGUCUUCACCAGCGUGCGGCAGAAGAUCGAGAAGGAGGAGGACAGUGAGGGUGACGACAGUGAGGAAGAGGAAGAGGAGGCAGACGAAGGUUCCGAGUCCGAGUCCCGCUCGGUGAAGGUGAAGAUCAAGCUGGGGCGGAAGGAGAAGGGGCUGGAGCGGGCGAAGGGGCGCCGCAGGAUGGGCCGCGGCUCCAGAGCCAAACCCGUGGUGAGCGACGACGACAGCGAGGAGGAGCAGGAGGAGGAGCGUUCGGCCAGCGGCAGCGAAGAGGACUGAACCACGACCAAAAAGGACCAACCCCCCCUCCCCUGCCCCUAGCCCCGAUGAGUGCCUGCCACCUGGGUCUUAUAUUUGAUGUGGCAGAAUCGGCAGCAGGGGAUGGGCGUGCGCAAGCGUAGGGGAAGACAAGGAAACUGGGUAGCUGUACUUUUUAGAUGACCUGAUCUUUUUUAGUGCACAGUGUAUCAAAUGAUUAAUGACAUUUAAAAAAAAACUUUGAAAAAAAACACACAAAAAAAAACACACACAAAACCGAAGUGAACGACUUCCACUUUACAUAUUUAAGCAGAUUUCCUUGGUAAUUUGUCCAGCAGUUUGCCUUUUUUUUCCCUGAAGAUGAAGCAUGAAAGAGCUUUGCAGUUGAUCUGAGGACCACAGAGAAAUUUACUUGACUUUUUAAAAAAACUGAAUUUGUUUUGUCUCGAGUGUAUGAGGAGUUGCUAUUUGUUUUGCUUAGUUUUGUUUUGUUUUGUUUUUCCCCCAGACCUGUGAAUGCGUGUUUAUGUCUGUAGAAAGUAACUUCUCUUUCUCUGUUCAGUUGCCCUUUGUAUGUUUUAAUUUAAGGAAGCGAAUGGGGUCACGGUACGGCUCUCUUGCCCCCUCCCACCCCCCCUCACAUGCUUCUGAUUUGAGGGGGGAGGGAACAGGGGGGUGGGAUGGGAAUUAGUUUCGUGUCAGUGUCACUGGAUUGCAAAACUACAAUAAAGUCAUCUCACAAAAUAA